CCUGUCAGGAUUUCUGGUGGACUCUUCUGAAGAUAGGGGCACAGAAGACAGAGCCCCGGGGAGUAUCCCUGUCCCCAAAUCCUGGCAGGGUCUUCCUGUGGAUCUUAUAGACAUGUACAAAGCAGGGUCUGCCUACGAAUCACUGGAGGGUGGGCCAGCUCACCGGUGAGGGAACCCACAGGUUGGGGCACAAGAUCCAAUGUCCCCUAAAUAGACAUGGAGUCCUGGAGAAGGACAACAACUGAACAAGGAACUGACCCAAGGCCCAUGGGAGUUCUGAGGAAGGGCGGUGGGUGACAGAGAAGAAACCACAUGUGUUCCAGAUGAGAGAGACUGGUGCUGGACUGGAUUCCCUAGAGGGGCCUCGGCUCUUUACUAGAUGAUCUGCAGAGCGGCCCAUGUAUCCUGACCUCUCCCACCCAUGGUGCAUGUGUGGCAGCUGCAACCUUCCAGCCAGGAGCCAGAUGUGGUUAAGUAAGGGACUUAGUCCUUCUAGAAAAUCAAGACUGCAAACCUGAACGCAAUGAUGAGACCCCAGGACAGUGGACAUUGAAAGAGAAAGGGGCGCGCUGAGUCACUUAUUGUUCCCUUGGAGAACUCAGACCCAUCAGGAUUCGCACCUGCCAGCGUCGCCGCUGGAAAGUUUGCGAGCGGCUGGCGCGGAGCUGGCGCCGACCCCGAUCACAGCGCGGCCGAGGCGAGCAGUCGCCGGCGCCCAGAUCCGAGUACGCUCGAGGACCGCGAGGAGCGCAGCCCUAGCCCCGGCGACUGAGCACACCUGAGGAGAGGUGCACACACUCUGAGGACCUAGGUGUGCAACCUCUGCCAGAUGUGGGGCGUGGCUACCCAGAGGCAUGCCCCUCACCCAGCUCCACUGUCCCCACCUGCUGCUGCUGCUGUUGGUGCUGUCAUGUCUGCCAGAGGCACCCUCUGCCCAGGUAAUGGACUUUUUGUUUGAGAAGUGGAAGCUCUAUAGUGACCAAUGCCACCACAACCUAAGCCUGCUGCCCCCACCUACUGGGGACUUCUGGUCCCUCCUCCAUCCUCCUGCACCUUCACAGAGCUGGUCUGUAACAGAACCUUCGACAAGUACUCCUGCUGGCCUGACACCCCUCCCAACACCACUGCCAACAUUUCCUGCCCCUGGUACCUACCUUGGUACCACAAAGUGCAGCACCGCCUAGUGUUCAAGAGGUGUGGGCCCGAUGGGCAGUGGGUUCGAGGGCCACGGGGGCAGCCGUGGCGCAACGCCUCCCAAUGUCAGUUGGAUGAUGAAGAGAUCGAGGUCCAGAAGGGGGUGGCCAAGAUGUAUAGCAGCCAGCAGGUGAUGUACACCGUGGGCUACAGUCUGUCCCUGGGGGCCUUGCUCCUUGCGCUGGUCAUCCUGCUGGGCCUCAGGAAGCUGCACUGCACCCGAAACUACAUCCAUGGGAACCUGUUUGCGUCCUUUGUGCUCAAGGCUGGCUCUGUGUUGGUCAUCGAUUGGCUGCUGAAGACACGGUACAGCCAGAAGAUUGGCGAUGACCUCAGUGUGAGCGUCUGGCUCAGUGACGGGGCGAUGGCCGGCUGCAGAGUGGCCACAGUGAUCAUGCAGUACGGCAUCAUAGCCAACUAUUGCUGGUUGCUGGUAGAGGGCGUGUACCUGUACAGCCUGCUGAGCCUUGCCACCUUCUCUGAGAGGAGCUUCUUUUCCCUCUACCUGGGCAUUGGCUGGGGUGCGCCCCUGCUGUUUGUCAUCCCCUGGGUGGUGGUCAAGUGUCUGUUUGAGAAUGUUCAGUGCUGGACCAGCAAUGACAACAUGGGAUUCUGGUGGAUCCUGCGUAUUCCUGUCUUCCUGGCCUUACUGAUCAAUUUUUUCAUCUUUGUCCACAUCAUUCACCUUCUUGUGGCCAAGCUGCGUGCCCAUCAGAUGCACUAUGCUGACUAUAAGUUCCGGCUGGCCAGGUCCACGCUGACCCUCAUCCCUCUGCUGGGGGUCCACGAGGUGGUCUUUGCCUUUGUGACUGACGAGCAUGCCCAAGGCACCCUGCGCUCCACCAAGCUCUUUUUUGACCUGUUCCUCAGCUCCUUCCAGGGUCUGCUGGUGGCUGUUCUCUACUGUUUCCUCAACAAGGAGGUGCAGGCAGAGCUGAUGCGGCGUUGGAGGCAAUGGCAAGAAGGCAAAGCUCUUCAGGAGGAAAGGUUGGCCAGCAGCCAUGGCAGCCACAUGGCCCCAGCAGGGCCUUGUCAUGGUGAUCCCUGUGAGAAACUUCAGCUUAUGAGUGCAGGCAGCAGCAGUGGGACUGGCUGUGUGCCCUCUAUGGAGACCUCGCUGGCCAGUAGUCUCCCAAGGUUGGCUGACAGCCCCACCUGAAUCUCCACUGGAGCCUAGCCAGGCUGCGUUCAGAAAGGGCCUCAGAGGACAACCCAGAGCCAGAUGCCCGGCCAAGGCUGAAGAGACAAAGCAGCAAGACAGCAGCUUGUACUGUGCACACUCCCCUAACCUGUCCUAGCCUGGCACAGGCCACAGUGACAGAGUAGGGGUUGGAUAUGAUGGAGAAGCCAUGUUAUCUAUGAACUCUGAGUGUUCCCAUGUGUGUUGACAUGGUCCCUGUACCCAGAUAUGUCCUUCAGUAAAAAGCUCGAGUGGGAGCUGCUGCACAGCU
This is a messenger RNA of Mus musculus (house mouse), 2645 nucleotides long. RefSeq names its product glucagon receptor (gene Gcgr). Gene Ontology annotation, biological process: adenylate cyclase-modulating G protein-coupled receptor signaling pathway; cellular response to glucagon stimulus; G protein-coupled receptor signaling pathway. Gene Ontology annotation, cellular component: membrane; plasma membrane. Gene Ontology annotation, molecular function: glucagon receptor activity; G protein-coupled receptor activity; transmembrane signaling receptor activity. The transcript is spliced from 16 exons. NCBI's taxonomy places the organism in Eukaryota, Metazoa, Chordata, Mammalia, Rodentia, Muridae. The coding region runs from base 983 to 2353 and encodes 456 amino acids. The record is from RefSeq and is a predicted model, not a curated record.